AUGGGCCGAGACACAGGUAAUUUCAGCGAAUCUCGUACAUCGAGCACAAGACCUCGGAAGACUCAGUACCGGCUUAUUGAAGACGUCGAAGAUCUGGACAGGUACCGCCCCGGGGGAUACCAUCCUCUUCAAAUCGGGGACGAGUUAGAUCGUGGCCACUAUCGACUGGUUGACAAGCUUGGGUAUGGAGGAUACUCGACCAUAUGGCUGGCCCGAGAUCUACGAAAAGCAGGAUAUGUGGCGGUGAAAGUCAUUACCGCUGAUGCCAGUGAUUCCAAUCAUGAGGCUAGUCUCAUUAAUUCUCUUCAGAAUUCGCCAUCUAGACGGGGGAGCGACAUUAUUGCUCCUCUCGUUGACGAAUUCUGGGUCGCCGGUCCCAAUGGGAAACACAGAUGUAUUGUCACUCCGCCGGCGCAGAUGAGCUUGUUCGAUGCCAGAGAGGCUUCUACCCUUGGGCUGUUUCGGCCCAACGUCGCGCAGUCGAUUGUCGCUCAGCUCAUUCAUGGAGUUGCAUUCCUUCACAGUGAAAAUAUUGUCCAUGGCGACAUUCAUCUUGGUAACAUUUUGAUUCAGUUUCCUGAGGCGAUUGAUAGAUUUUCUACAUCAGAUCUCUACGAGAGAUUCGGAGAGCCAGAGCCAGAGGCCGUAGUUCGUAUAGAUGGUAAACCGUUGCAGAGUGGUGUACCCGUUCACGUAUUUAUACCCGCUUGGUUUGGCGUCCGCAGCGACAAGAUUGUCCUUGGCGAGGAGAAAAUUAUCCUCAGCGAUUUUGGAGAAUCAUUCAACCCACAUAAAGCUCAUAGACCCUGUUCGAAGACGCUUCCUCUCCUCCAGCCACCAGAGGCCAGGUUCUCGGAUCAGCCGCUCUCCUUUGCAUCGGACAUCUGGACACUUGCAUGCACCAUCUGGGAGAUAUUUGGUCAGCGGCCUUUGUUUGAGGCCUUUUUCCCAACUGCCGACCGCGUUAUCAAGGAGCAAGUCGAAGUCCUUGGUAUUUUACCCCCAGAGUGGUGGGGGAAAUGGAGCAGAAGACUAGAUUGGUUCAACGAAGAGGCCGAAUUUGAUUUGAGGCCCGAGACGUCUAGGGGUCAUGAUGGCGUGCGCAGGACUUGGGACCAGAGGUUUGACUACUCCAUACAGGAGCCUCGGGCUGAGGCCGGCCUGGAGACCGUGACGAAGGAAGAGAGGAGGGCGUUCGAGGCGAUGCUUCGCUCGAUGCUGAGCUUCCGACCAAACGAAAGAGCGACAGCGCUGCAGGCAUUGCACUCAGAAUGGAUGAAGAGAUGGGGACUACCAGCUCUGGAACAGAGCGAGAGUAUCUUUAAAUCUGUUAUGAAAGGAAAACACAAUUUACAAGAUUGA
Messenger RNA from Xylona heveae TC161, 1362 nucleotides. RefSeq names its product CMGC/SRPK protein kinase. Gene Ontology annotation, biological process: protein phosphorylation; regulation of mRNA processing; spliceosomal complex assembly. Lineage: Eukaryota; Fungi; Ascomycota; Xylonomycetes; Xylonales; Xylonaceae. Gene Ontology annotation, molecular function: ATP binding; protein kinase activity. Bases 1 to 1362 code for a protein of 453 amino acids. The record is from RefSeq and is a predicted model, not a curated record. The transcript has 2 exons.